This is a messenger RNA of Calliphora vicina (urban bluebottle blowfly), 1623 nucleotides long. RefSeq names its product meiosis-specific nuclear structural protein 1-like. The transcript has 2 exons. NCBI's taxonomy places the organism in Eukaryota, Metazoa, Arthropoda, Insecta, Diptera, Calliphoridae. Gene Ontology annotation, biological process: cilium organization. The record is from RefSeq and is a predicted model, not a curated record. Gene Ontology annotation, cellular component: motile cilium. The coding region runs from base 83 to 1441 and encodes 452 amino acids.
AAUGUUUAUUCAAUUUUGUUGUCAAGGUUUGCAAAAAAGAUCAAAAUAAAAUUUUAUAAAUAUACAAAUUGAUAUUUAAAAAAUGUUUCCCAAUCGAUACUGUAAUAUUAAAAAAUGUGCUCAAGAAAAAACUGAAGGAAGCGAUUCUUAUUUUUUGAAAUUAGUACAUGAUGAGUAUAAACAAGUUGACCAAUUAAAAGAUGUGGAAAAAUUGGCAACUGCUGAAAACCCACGUACUAAAUUUCUGGAAGAAAGCUCCGAUAUUUGCAAUGAAUUGCGAGAGUGCAAAGUUAAUGACAUAUUAAGACAAAAACGACGACAACAGUUACGCGCAAACAGCCAUGAAUUGCGUCAACUAGAAAAACAACUUCAAUCUGCCUUGGUGACCAAGCAGUUAAAGGAGCAGCAACAAAUGUUAGCACAGCAAAGAGAUGAUGAAAUUAGUAAAAAACGUGAAGAAAAUGCACAAUUUGCGGCUGAAUGUGAACUUGUACGUAAGUCUAUAUUACAGCAAGAAGAGGAGGAAAAACAAAAAAAGGAUGUUUUCCGUGGUAUAUUAAAAUGCCAAAUUGGAGAUUUGCGAGAAAGACGUAGGAAAGAAUUUGAGAAUGUCAUUAAAGAUAGGGAUGAAAUGGAAAAACUACUUAAACGAAUUAAAAAUGAGGAAAUGUCUGAACGCACAGAGGCUGAGAAACUUCGUGAAAGAUGUAAGAAGGAAAUGGAAGAGUCAUAUCGCAAUAGAGAAUUACAACGACAAUUGGAAAAGGAAAGAAAUGUUGAUGAUACCGAACGUAAUUUAGCUUAUCAAAAACAAUGUGACAACAUAAAGUCCCAAAUGGUUGCAGAUAGAAUACGCAUUCAAAAAGAAAAGGAGGCUCUUAGUGAACAAAUAGGGCAACAGUUAUCUACACUACACAAGGAAAAGGAAAAGCGUGAAAGUUUGCUGCUUUCACUUUUGGUGGAAGAACGUAAAGCAAAAGAGGAUCAGCGUUAUCGAGAAACUUUAAUAAAAAAAGUCAGAGAACGUGAGAAAUUACGCAUUGAAAUGGAAAAUUAUCGUCAAGAAAUUCAAAUUCAAAAGGAGAGACAAUUUAAAGAGGAAGAAGAAAAAUUUCGUGAAGAACAUUUGCGAUAUUUGGCUGAACGCGAUAAGUUGGAUCUACUGUCUGAUGAAAAACGCCGUCGCAAAAAGUUGGAACAUAGUAAAGCACUAAGAGAAAUGAUUGAAAUAAGAAGAUGUCACAGAGCAAAUGCAAUAAGGAACCGAAUUGUAGAUUUUGAAAAGUUAAUAAGCGGCGAAAGAGAGAGGGACCAACUAAUUGAAGAGGAACGUAAACGAAUACUAAGUGAUGCUCCGAAGGAAUUAUUAAGUUAUUUACCUCCUGGAGUUCUAAGAUCGUCUGAUAAAGAGUUUCUGACUCUACCAGGACAGAAGACAUAGUUAUAACCAUAUGGUUGAAUAUAUAUAUACCGUAAAUGUGCGACGAAAACUGGACUUUUGCAUUCAGUAUUACAAAUAAUUUGUUGUCAAACGUUACACACAUUUUAUCGGUAAUAGAUUAGUUUCAAAUCAAUUGAAAAACACGAAUCUUCAAAUAUAUAUCACUUUAAAUUUUUCUUAAU